AUGGAAGCUGCAAAUGCCGCCACCUCCUACACGGUGGAGAUGCCACUGGAGACGGAAGUUGUCCACCGUGUGGUGCCGCCGCCUCGCCGGAGCACUUUCCAGAAACUCAAAAACCGACUCAAAGAGACCUUCUUCUCCGACGACCCCCUCCGCCACUUCAGGAACAAGCCGCUGAGGACAAAAAUUGCAGUCGGAGCACAGUACAUAUUUCCUAUAUUAGAAUGGGGUCCUAAAUAUAACCUCAAACUCCUCAAGUCCGAUAUUGUCGCUGGUCUCACCAUUGCUAGCCUAGCCAUUCCUCAGGGCAUAAGUUAUGCAAAGCUGGCCAAUUUGCCUCCCAUUGUUGGUCUUUAUUCAAGUUUUGUGCCUCCACUAAUAUAUGCUGUUCUUGGGAGCUCAAGGGAUCUUGCGGUGGGCCCAGUUUCAAUUGCAUCUCUCAUAAUGGGCUCAAUGCUCCGGCAACAAGUUUCCCCAGCCCAAGACCCAAUUUUGUUCCUUGAGCUCGCGUUUUCCUCUACUUUCUUUGCUGGCCUCUUUCAAUCUUCUUUGGGCUUCUUAAGGUUGCUUGGAUUUAUAAUUGAUUUUCUAUCAAAAGCUACACUUAUUGGGUUCAUGGCUGGUGCUGCUAUUAUUGUCUCUCUUCAGCAGCUUAAGAGCCUGCUUGGGAUCCAACACUUUACCAAGAAAAUGGGCAUACUUCCUGUUUUCACUUCUGUCUUUCACAACUCUCAUGAGUGGUCAUGGCAAACGAUAGUGAUGGGCUUUUGCUUCCUUGUCUUACUUCUCUUGGCAAGACAUAUUAGCAUUAGAAAACCAAAGCUGUUCUGGGUAUCAGCUGGAGCUCCUCUUCUCUCUGUUAUCAUCUCAACUGUGCUUGUUUUCGCGUUCAAAGCUCAAAACCACGGCAUCAGCAUUAUAGGAAGAUUGCAGGAAGGAUUAAAUCCUCCAUCGUGGAACAUGUUGCGUUUUCACGGAGGCUACUUAGGACUGGUGAUCAAAACCGGGCUAGUGACCGGCAUCAUUUCGCUUACCGAAGGAAUUGCGGUCGGGAGGACUUUUGCAGCCUUGAAGAAUUAUCAAGUGGACGGGAAUAAAGAGAUGAUCGCAAUCGGUCUAAUGAAUAUAGUCGGCUCGUCCACUUCUUGCUACGUCACAACAGGUCGUGCAUUUUCGAGAUCGGCUGUGAACCACAAUGCCGGCUGCAAAACAGCCGUUUCGAACAUAGUCAUGGCGAUCACAGUGAUGGUCACGCUCUUGUUUCUAAUGCCGCUUUUCCAGUACACGCCAAACGUGGUCUUAGGGGCCAUAAUCGUGACUGCCGUGAUUGGCCUUAUAGAUGUCCCGGCCGCCUGUGAGAUUUGGAGGCUCGACAAAUUCGACUUUCUUGUGAUGCUUUGCGCGUUUUUCGGAGUUCUGUUUAUAUCUGUUCAAGAAGGCCUAGCUAUUGCGUACAAAGAAGCCGUUAGUGUGCCCGGAUUUCUAAUUUUGAGCAUUGAGGCUCCGAUUAACUUUGCCAAUUCUACUUAUCUCAAGGAAAGGAUUAUGAGAUGGGUGGAAGACUGUGAAACGAGCGAUGCAGGAAAGCGAUCGGGUCUUAAAUUUGUCUUACUCGAUUUAACAGCUGUUAGUUCAAUCGACACGAAUGGAGUGUCAUUCUUUAAAGAUUUGAGGAUGGUCCUGGAAAAAAGGGACUUGGAGCUUGUGCUCGUGAAUCCUGUUGGCGAGGUGAUUGAAAAAUUGCAACGAGCCAAUAAUGAUGAGACAAAGGAGUUGUCGAGAGGCGGUUGCUUGUUCUUGACCGUUGGAAGCUGGAAACGGAGCCCUCCGUCCCAGAUCCCUCACAACGGGAGACCCGAACCCGAAGACCCUCACCACCAGCCCCACAACAAACCAACAAGAUUAAGCCCAACCCAUGGAAUCCCGACCUCAGCCGAAUCUCGCCGUCGAUCACCCCCGUCCAACACCAGAGACGGAGGGGACUCAGCAGCUGGAAGUAGUAACAUCCACCUCGGAUCUCUCAGAAAGGGAGACGAGGUCGCGACCCACUCUAGAGAAACGCCAGAGGCUCGCCCAACCCGCGAAUACACCGACAAGAACACGGCUGCCCUCCCCAUCGUCCUAGCAACCUUUAAAUUGGCGACACCUAGGAUGGGAAGUGGGCCACAUCUGAAGCGGCGAUUCACCAAAGAGCGGGCCACGAGGCCCGAGGACGCCCCACCGAGAAGCCCUGUGCAGAUCUGCUAG
Striga hermonthica is the source of this 2244-nucleotide messenger RNA. NCBI's taxonomy places the organism in Eukaryota, Viridiplantae, Streptophyta, Magnoliopsida, Lamiales, Orobanchaceae. The record is from the annotation of a GenBank genome assembly.